Molecule: messenger RNA, 8321 nt
Organism: Eurytemora carolleeae
Lineage: Eukaryota; Metazoa; Arthropoda; Copepoda; Calanoida; Temoridae
Gene: mmd
Exons: 49
Coding region: 426-6548 (2040 amino acids)
Biological process (GO): membrane protein ectodomain proteolysis
Cellular component (GO): membrane
Molecular function (GO): metalloendopeptidase activity
Source: RefSeq, a predicted model, not a curated record
UUAAACGAUAGAUAGAUAGAUCGAAAAAUGUUUACAAGAGAUAAGUGUUUUAUCUCUACCCAGAGAUAGUUCUUCUGAACUUUUGCUUGCACGAUCAGACGCAGAGUAAUGCAGGACGGAGCUAGCUAUAUAUAUCAGAACUCCGUUCCAACAUCUGGAAGCUAACCAAACCCAGAACUUGGAGCUAAACCAAACACGAAACUCGCAGAGAUACAAGAAGUAACUCCCUUUAUUGUGUAGACAAGGUUCUGAAACAAAAUAUAUCUCCUGAGAUAUUAUAGAAACCCAAUCCUACCCUGGAGAUGGAGAAGUAAACCCUGGACCGAAGAAGAACCCGUCCUGUACAAUCAUCUUCAAAACAUCUGCAUACAGAUCAGACUAAGUUACAGGUUGAUAUAUCCUCCAACUCCCAACUCCUUGAUAAAAUGGAUACCAAGGAAAGCAGUGAUACCAAGGAAAGCAUGGAUAUCAAGGAAAAUUAUAAAAAAAGAAAUUUUCUGACAAGAAUCUCUCUGUCUAUAACACACUUCCUUGAAUCCGUAUUUUACAGAUGGGGACUACUGGUGUCUAACCGACCUAAAACCACUCUGCUAAUCUCCGUCCUACUCUGUGUUGUAUUAUGUUGUGGAAACCUAGUGAUGAAUGUGGAGACGGACGAUGAAAUACUCUGGACUCCUGUAGGAUCUCCAUUUAUCGAGCAGAAGAAAUGGAUUGCUAAAAAUUUCCCCAAAGAUCGACGAUACGAGUCUCUAAUCUUCGAAUCAGAAAACAUACUUACGGCUCAAAAUAUAAAAUAUUUAUGGAGCUUGGAUAAGGUUCUAGAGAAUCUGGUUUCUAAAGAGAAUGAUUCUUACUCCGAUCUAUGUUUCAGGUUUCCAAGUGCAGAUCUUAGAAAUCCUAGGAUGGGAGAUUGUGUUAAAGUUGGACUUCUGUAUAUAGAACCCUUCUCCUCCCUAUCCGAGGAAGCUGUUUGUAACCUCACGGAUGCAGAUAUUCUUAAUUACAUGGAUCUCAUCAUAAAAUCACCAAACGGUUUAGAAUCUUUAUCUGAACUUGUUUCUGGACUAAGAAUGAGUAACGGUAAGGUUGAAGGAGCUUCAGCUCUACUCCAUGUUUGGAUGCUCCGAAACCAGGACCCGGAGAAGGCCAAGCUUUGGGAGAAUGAAUUUAUAGAUUUGAUUGUUCAGAACUCGGAUAAUAAACCAUCCGGGCUAAACCUCUUUGUCCUCGCAGAACGGAGUUAUGAUGAUGAGCUGGAUUAUGUUGUGAACUCCAAUAUUGCAGUAUUGAUGGCUGGGUUUUCUCUUCUGUUUGUUUAUGUUGCUCUAGUAUUAGGAAACCUAAACUUGGUUGAGCAAAGGGUUUUACUGGCUUUGUCAGGAAUUCUCGUCAUAGGAAUGGCAACAGGUUCAGCAUUCGGAUUUUGUAGUUAUAUUGGUUUAUCCUUCAACGACAUGACUCCGAUAAUUCCUUUUCUUCUGCUGGGUAUUGGAGUUGACGAUAUGUUUGUAAUCGUUCAAUGUUUGGAUAUCCUUGGACCUGAAGGUACUCCUGUAGAACGGGUUGCAGAGGCGAUGAAACACGCCGGACUGGCGAUUACCGUCACAUCUUUUACAGAUCUAGCAGCGUUUGUUAUAGGGGCGAGUACGAGCAUGCCUAUUCUGCGAAGUUUCUGUCUGUUCUCCGGUGCUGGAGUAUUCUUCCUCUACAUAUAUGCAAUCUCUUUCUUCGUGGGUUGUCUUCUACUGGAUGAAAGAAGACGAAGUAAAACCUUGGAGAAGAAAGAGAAAUAUAACCCUCCCUCCUGGACUAGAAUACAGUACGGAGCUGAGGUAUUUUCCUUCAUCACGAAGUAUAUUUUUCAUCCUGCAGUCUCCAUCUUUAUCAUUCUUCUCUCAGUGUUAUUCUCUGCAGGAGGUGUUUAUGGUUUGCUCACGGUCGAAUCAGAUUAUGACUCUAUCUGGUAUAUGAGACAAGACUCUUAUCAGGCACAAUAUUACAAAGUCUUAGCUUCUAGCUUCAGAGGACAGGGAGAAAGGGUAGAAAUCUAUUUAGGUUCUCUAGAUUAUGUAUCGGAGAUGGAUGAACUGUUAAAGAUCCCAACCCUGCUCCAGGAGAACCAGUUCAUACGGCAGGGUUCAGUCCAGCUCUGGUAUCAGGAGUUCAUGCAAACUGUUGGAAAUGAUACAACGGAUUUUGAGAAGAAACUUGGAAUGUUUUUGGCUCAGAAUAUCCAGUAUCUGGCAGAUAUAAAACUUAACAUUAGUGUAGAGGAUCCUAACUUUACAGAGAACCUGAUCCAGGGUUCAUUCUCCAUACAGGUGGAUUUUAUACAGUACGGAGCUGAUGAGGUUGAGAGACUUCUUCGUGAGUAUAAACAGAACCAGGAGCUCCUGAGAAGAGUUGGGAGUAGAUAUUAUCAAGUAGUUUAUCCAAUCCAGGUUCGACAUAGAGAAAAGAUGGGUAUUUCAACACGGGAGAUAGAUAGUGGUAUUCAACAAAAGGGUUCAUAUGGAAGAGGGAUGAAUGAUCCUGGUACAGGAGAGGAACCAAGAUAUGGUCCCAGGCAUCAGAAGCACUAUAGACAAACUUCUCUUCUCAUCAAAGCAUUCCAGCACAAGUUUAGAUUAGACCUAGAGUUAAACACGCGACUUAUUGCUCCAAACGUUCAAAAGAAGGUGUUUUUGACAGGCGGAGCAACCGCAACCUCAACCUCAGCUUCUCAGGAUGUGGAGCACUGUUACUACCAUGGAGUUGUGAAGGAUUGGCAAGGAGGAGAGUUUAUUCCAGGAUCUAUGGCAGCUCUCCAAACCUGUAACGGUGUCUCAGGAAUUAUUCAUCUUGGAAACGAAACCUUCGUGAUCCAUCCUUUCUACGGAGGCGAUCUCUCGAGCAAACACCCGCAUAUAGUUUACCACUCAGACCAGAAACCAAGGCAGCUCUGUGGGGUCUCGGAGUCCCAGUUUAGGGUCUACGAUAACAGGAUGAGAAGGGAGAUUGGAGGGACCGGAAACCGAACCGAGCGUGAUGUAAGAUACGUCAAUCAGUUUAUAGAAACUGCUCUAGUACUAGACAAAGCAAUGUUUGACAACCGCCCUGGUCUCUCCAGAAGAGAUGUUAUCCAUGAAGCUAUUCAAGUUUCGAAUAUUGCAGAUCUGUAUUUCAAGAGCUCCUUGAAGACCAGGUUAUCCAUUGUGUACGUGGAGACGUGGGAGGUUGAGGACCAAGCUCCAGGGAUAUCCAAGCAGAUCAAUAUAAACAAGGCAAUGGAGGAUUUUAGCUCUUAUGUAAACCGUCAACUGCAGUAUAUAGAACGAGAUACAACCAUGCUCUUCACGGGUCGGAUCUACAAUACUGGAGAAACUACGACUGCAAGUGUAGGACGGAUCUGUACUACAAGAUCAGUUGGAAUUAGCGUAGAUGUAAAUCCGUUCGAACCUCACAUCCUGGCCAGCAACUUCGCGCAUGCUGUAGGACAUAACCUUGGCUUCGGACAUGAUGACCGGCCUUCAGCUGCUGCAAUAGAUCCAUGUAGUUGUUCCGACUGGCACGGUUGCAUCAUGAGAUCAACAGUUAGUGGAGAGGACGGAAUCCAACCCUACAAGUUCUCAGGGUGCAGUGUUGACCAGUUUCAAAAGUGGAUGGAUCAGGGGUCUGCACUCUGUUUGCUCAACCGGCCUAGUGAGAUUACCACUGGACAGUGUGGGAAUGGUAUCCUAGAUGAUGGAGAGGAUUGUGAUUGUGGAUCUGAUACAACAUGUGAAAGUAAUCCUUGUUGUAGCAGUUAUACCUGCAGGUUGAGAAUAGAUGCUGAGUGCUCCUCAGGUCCUUGUUGUGAUAACUGUAAGUGCGUGUUUCUCAUCCUGCAAUCCUCUCUAUUGAGAACAAAUAUACUGUUUAGUGGGGAGUGUCCGACUAUGGAGGAUCAGUGCACCUUGUUGUGGGGGCACAAUGCUAUCCCUAGCCCCCAGGAAUGCUUUAAUACCUACAACGUGAAGGGGAAUCAGCAGGGGAACUGCGGGCAGAACAAGUUUAAAUACUCAAGGAAUGAGGAGGCAGAGACAGAGUACAGAAAAUGUAGUUUAAGUGAUGUGAACUGCGGCACAAUUCACUGUAUGAAAGGACAAGGGAAACCAAUAAUAGAAGGAGAUGUAACUCAUAUCAACUCACAGAGUUACGUAAACAAACAACAGCUGGAGUGCAAAGUGAUGUCUGGAAGCCUAGGUCCGGGUUUCCAGGAUAUGGGAUUGGUCCAGGACGGAGCUAAGUGUGGAGAGGAGAAGAUCUGCAUGAAUAGAACCUGUAUAUCUCUGGGUCUAUUCAAAGAUUUUGGUAACUGUCCUAAGAGCAGUGUUGGGAACGGAUCAGUCAUGGAAUGCGGGGGAAAGGGGGUGUGCUCCAAUAUGGCAACCUGUAUCUGUUUUGCUGGUUGGACAGGGAAGGAUUGCUCCGAGAAAGCUGAAAGCUGGCAUACAACCCUGAUUCCACCUUACAAGGAUCCUAGAGACGCUUUUACAUUUCCACCAGGAGAGGAUCCGGGACCCACUAAAUCUCACACUCAUGUCUCGAACUCCGCUCAACCUGGGAGACAGACCCAUCUAGUGGACACUGCUGAGUCUAACACUGUGUUCUUGGUGGUGGUUUUGAUACUUGGAGUAGCUCUUAUAUUCAUAUGCUUCGCGCUGGUCGCAGUUUGCUAUAGGACUAAUAGAAAAGAUUCACUAAAAGAGAGCGACAGCGACACUAUCAUGAUGGUGAUAGUUCUGGUGGUUGGUGUAGGAGGGAUCUUUAUUCUCUUCGCUAUACUUGCACUCUGCUACAGGAGAAAGUCUGCCCUGCCUAAGUAUGAUCCACCGUACCUGAAACGUCCUAUCAUCCCUGGGAAGGGAUACAGUCAUCCUAACUCCCCUCACCCGUCUCAGCAUAUACCCCCCCUGGAGCAGACAAACCUGGAUGAAAAUAAGAAAAUGAUGAGCUUUACUCCAACCCCAACCUACAGAUCAGUCGAAUGUUUGGCCUGUGUUAAAGAAAGGGAGCAUGGUAUGAAGAGGAUGGGGAAUCAUGGUGGGUUGGGAUCAAACCAACAGCUUCCAGUAUCCGUAGGAUCAAACCAAAUCCUAGGCUCAGGACAAAACCUCAUGUCUGACUCUUCAUAUCAAUCAGAGAAAGGAAUUCUGAAGAAACCUGGUCCAUACUGCUCCAUGGAUAAAGAUAGAUGGGAGGAUAGAAUGAGCACAUCAUCACAGAAUAAUCUCAUAAAUCUACCUGGACAUUCAUCCUUGGAUAGGCAGGAGCUAUCCAAUCAUCCAUCACUAUCCCGACAGGAGCUCGCAACUCACGUAUCCUCCCUCUCCCGAUCAGACCUUGCCGGACACUCCUCCAUGUCUAGACAAGAUCUGACAGGUCAUUCAACAUUAUCGAGAUCCCGCCAAGACCUUGUGGGUCACUCCAGUCUUUCCCGCCAAGAUCUAGCAGGUCAUUCCAGUUUAUCCCGCCAAGAUUUGGCCGGUCACGCCAGUCUCUCUCGCCAGGAAAUGGCAAGCCACGCUUCCUUGGAUCGGCAAGAUUCUCGCCGUGACAUGUCUGAGGUUGAAAGAACCUUAAAAUCUCUGAACGGAUAUCACGAAGAUAUUCUUGAGGCGCUGCGAGACGCGGCAUCCUCGCGAGCUGGAGGAAGCCGACCUUACGGAACCAGUUUGGACGAAACCCCGGUGCUAACAGAAGAAUUGAAGAGACAUCUCUCUGAAUCUAGAUCAGAUGGAGGGUAUAGAGGAGGACAGGAGAGGAAGCAUGAACCUGCCCCACCACCUGAGCAGGAUGAGAUGGGACCAAUCCGGAUACGAAAUCUAGAAGAUCUUAUUAGGCAAUUAGAACAAAGUUCCAACCGGCAUUUUAGCCCCGUUGGUUCGGAAGAUACGAGAAUAUCUGAGGCUGACAACGAUAGACAUUUCAGCGGAGUGAAUCACGCGCAGGGUCAAGGGGAUCCUCAAUACGGGGCACCUCAACCCGGCCGCUACCAUCCCCUCACUUCCAGUAGUGGGGCGGGGGGCAGGAGCCCCGCCCUCUCACUAGUCUCAGGCAGCGGGGGGCGUGGCAGCAGGCGAGGUAGUAGGAGAUCUCCACUCAAUUCUCCUGGUACCCCUCUGUAUCAAGACAACCUGGGUUUGAGUGAACCUGGAGUAAAACCAACUCAGGAUAAUAGUGACAGUGAAGACUAUCUGCGCAAUAAACUUCUUCGCUCGGCCUCUGAAGACGGAUUGAAUAUUCCCAGCACUCCAGAGUUCUCAUUCGAUGGAAACCUGGAGAGUUCGGGUAACCAAUACCGGAGACAGACAAGUAGGAUGGUUUCUCCGACCAGUCCUGUCAGUGAGUCAGGAUCAUCCUACCAUGGUUCCGCCAGAUCGGAGCAAGAUUCUUACACAACCCAUAGUGAGCGCAGUUUUAGUAGGGACAAAGAGCAAAGAAAGUACUUUUCUAGCGGACAGAACAAUCCUGACGUUGAAGAAUUGAUACGAGCUGGUUACUUCAUGCCUGAAUAUAAGCAUUGAAUGCGCAUCUGAACGUCAUAAUGCCGCGGUGAUGAAAUUCUCCUUCAUCGUCUUUUUUUAUGAAUAUUUAGGUACACACAAACAGUCUGAGAUUAAUGGGACGAUCUCAUAAUAGAACUGAUACUCAAGAGUGCUAAACAAAUUUAUCCAUUCAGAUUCUACAAAGAGUGACUGUAGACUUGAAUUUUUGAUAACUUGCUCAUUUUUAAUCUCAAAUUAAGUUAGGCAAAUAUUGUGCUAUAAAGAAGCACAUAGCGCACUGAUCUCAUAUACACUGUACAAAUUUUUUUUUGUAAUUUAACGUGUCUGUUUUAAUACAAUAUGAACUAAAUCCAAUAAUUUCAUAGCUGUGCAGUGUGCAUCUGGAUUGCGCACUUUUAUUAAAUGUCCCUUCCCUUAUCAAAUAAAAUUUCUGCUGUUAAAAAAAUGUAAGAAGAGGCACAAAUUUCAAGUCUCAAACUACUUUAAAAGCACAUAAAGUGCCGCACAUUACCAUUCUGUAAUGAAAAUGGAAUUGAACAAAAUUUUUAAUGAAUUAAUAAUUCUAUUAAGGUUUAAACUUUAAUUUUAAGUUUAACUAAAGUUCUUAACCGUCUGUACUUACUUUUUUUCGUCGCAUUGUGUUAUGUCUAAACUUACGAAAGUUGCAAAGUUGUUUACUGCAAAGUGUACUGCAUGAUGAGUGUUCUUUAUGUAGUAUUUCUAUGAUGAUUGAUGUACACAGCAUCUCCCAGUGUGCUAAAUGUUGUGAACAAGUACAGUACAUAGAAAUUAAUUAAAUCUUUAAUAGCUGUCAGUACAGCAAAUAUGAUCUUUGUGAAAUUAUUCACCAUUAGAUUUAUUUGUCAAGUUUUUAACUAGCUAUGGACUCUUUAGAACACAUGCACAAUGAGUUCUAACCAACGCGUUGUACUUAAUGAUGUACUCAUAAACACACAGUACACACAAUACAGUUAAAUUCUGUCAUCAUUCGGAAUGAAUGUCAGUUCUGUUUAAAAUAAAGAUCUCCUAGUUAAUAUUUAAAAAUUGUCUUUUGGAAAUUUAAAAGACGACAUUUUAUUUGGAACUGAUUUGUUUUGACUGUACAAACCUUAAACUGCAAACUUAAUGAUGAUACCACAGUAUAUGUUUAAUCAAUAUCUGAAAUGUGAAAAGCCAAUUAUUUAUUUGAAAUCUAUGAAGUUAUUGUUGUAUGUUUUGUUUUUAUUUAUAAAUAGAAUGCUUGCGCGCUAUAAAAUCUCACAAAUCUCGUUAUUGUUCUUUUUUCUGAUUCGUUUUUAAUAAUGGAAUAUUUUUAUUCUUUUACUCUUGGUAAAUCACCUUGAUUUGAUCCUUCUCCCCCAAUAAAAUUGAAGUUUCAAUCCUUUUUUCAAGAUUUAGUUCUAAUAUUUUUUUUCAAUUUCAAGCAUAAAUUGGAACAGGAAACUAGCAACCAAUUCCAAUUUUCUUAACCCUUUAUCUUUGAUACCUUAUGUCGUAGACCUUUUGUUAGAUAAAUAUCGAAGGUUCACAUCACCAAGUUGCAAAGAUUAAGGGAUUUCAAAAUCAGAGUUUGUUGAGUCCUUUUCAAUAACAAUCCCCAAAAUUUGAUUAUUUGGAAGACUGUCCAAACUUUUAGAUUUUUGUGUUGAAAGAAAGCCCAAAAUUAUGAAUCUUAUUUCAUUUGGAAAUGUGUGAUGAAAAUUAUAAUUAUGAAAUUCUAUUGUUUCUAAUCAAAUAAUGUUUGUUGAAUUUAGAUGAAUGUCAUAGAUUUUAAUACAAGUAAAAGACGCA